Molecule: messenger RNA, 7443 nt
Organism: Leptosia nina
Lineage: Eukaryota; Metazoa; Arthropoda; Insecta; Lepidoptera; Pieridae
Source: the annotation of a GenBank genome assembly
AUGGAUACUUGGAAGGAGGUAUUGGACAAUUUCACAAAUUCCGAAAGCUGUGAUGCUUUCAAAAAGACUCUAGUUUCGGCUCGUCGUGUUUUAAAUGAGGAUUUAGCUGAUUUUGAGAUAGAAUGGUUUCUGGAUACAUUGUUAGAACAGCCGGUACAGCUAAUAAAGACGCUACAGCUUAGGCGUUCUGACUCAACGUGGGUGGAGUGUCUAGCUGAUGCAUUAGCCCUGCUGGCUCAUUUGCUUGAAAAAUUCCAUUCUCAUAUUCACAAGUACUAUCACCAGAUUGUGCAGGUUUGUGUCUCGGGAUUCGAUGGCUUGUGUCGCCAGCGGUCAUUGAGUUGUUUAUUGCAAGUCAGUCGACAUAGUUCCGUACCAGCAUUACAUGUCCGGCAUUUCUUUGCUGUUUUCCAAAACAGCUCUGUUUGCCGAGCACCUUUAGCUCUUCUCUUGGGGUCAAUAUGUCUGAACCAGCCUCACGCUAUAUCAGAGCAUGCGCAUGCGUUGUGGCGAGUUCUUUUAAACAUGCUUGAUGAUAGCAAACUAACGGGUACAGUACGCAGUGCUGUUUUGAGCAGCGCGUGCAGCGUUUUGACGCGGUUCGGUCGUGAACUACCCUCUGCGGACGUUCUCGCCGUCUACCCGCAUCUACGCGCAGCACUUUACCAGCCGCGCUGUCAUGCUGCAUGUCUCCUUAUAUUGUGCGAACAUGCAGCAUUAUUCCGGGAACGUGUAAGUGCUGACGUGGAACUGCGUGUGAAACUCAUGCAGAGCGUGGCAGAAGAGAAGGUGGAACGCGCAGAGAUGGCGCAGCAAGCACUGGUCGUCAUAUACGAACAGGUGGCUAUAGUCUACGCGAAGGAAGCCCGACACAUAGAGAAAGUUAUACACAGUGAAUUAUUAAAACAUGCGAUGAAGGCGGGGCUCCGGCAGGCGGUGGCUCUACGAGCGUUACACGUUUUGGGACACCCUCUAGGUAUCUUGCACUACGCGAAUCUGCCGGCACUGGAGUACUCCCUAAGGAGUGGAUAUCCUCAUCACGAAGAUGUUUCAGUUAUAGCGCUGUGCAUAGAAAAUGGGGCAUGGGGUGCUUCUGAAAUGGUCCGAGCUUGGUUAUCAAGGCAGGAGGCUUUGUGGGCGGGCGGAGACAAGAAGUUGGCGCGUGCGGUCCUACGCGCGCCGAGUAAUUUGAAACAGUGCACCGCACGAACGCUGGUAAGCGAAAGCUGCCGUUCAGAGAAGACACAGCGUUGCCAGGCUAUAUGGCGCGAGAUAGCUCAGUCUGAGCCAAGUGAAGAUUUUAACGCAGAAUCGAACGCUGGUACCAUCAAUGAGUUACUGGAUUAUAUUGGGAAGAGCGCGCUGGAUGUUUUGAGGGCUUAUAGCGUAUCCGAAUUUCGUGAGGAUGGGUGUGAGGCGACAUCAGCCUUAAGUGAAUUUCUCUUCUGCGUGCUGAACGAAGCUGGUGGGCCCCCCACCACAUAUUUAGCAGCAGAAUUAGCUGAUGUGCUGGUGCAGGGUGCAGAGCGAUACCCUGUAUUACUCCCACCAGCACUGAGUGCCUGUUGCUUGGCUACGGAAGUACCAACGUCGAGGUUUUUGCUGAGCUUACGAAUCGAAGAUGUGAACGAUGAGCACAUCCAGUGGCGAUGCUGCGAAACCCUCGUCCGAUGCAGAGGUCCACCGCCCCGGUCUGAACUUAUCCCGUUGACUCUUGGAGCUGUUCAGGUGGUAUUGAGUAACGCCAGAGCAAGUGCGACACUACAGUUAGACUGCGUGCGCACUACGGACGCAAUCCUGCGCACGCAUCUCGAAGGACUUGACAAAACUCUACUACAUCAGGUGUGUAUACGCAUCCAAGCGUUAAAGGCACGGUAUCAAGUUCGAGACCGAACUGAGAGGGAGUUGCAGAGGGCAGUUCUCUUAUUUAUGGGUAGACACGUGGCCUGUUGUGAGAAUAUUGUAGAAGACAUAGCUCUUGAAGAGGAAUCCCUCAUUUUGACUGAUUUAAGGGAGUUAUUGAGUGUGCCUGGUCCUUGUGGUGCGAUUAGUUUAUCCCCUGCCCUGUUGGAGAUAGGGCAAGUUUCCUCGCCUGCCCGUGAUGAUGCACAGGCCAUAGUUACCUGGCUUUCCAAUAAAUUGAGUAGUUCAGGUUUCCCAUGUGGUGUCGUAUGGUGGGCAGCGCGCGCUGGCGCAGACCUAACCCCAUUGACAUCUUCACUACGCCUCAGUAUUUUACCACAGUUUUUGAACUGCAUAUAUCGUGAGCGCGAUGCAAGUACUAGGAAACUAAUGUUAGCUUUGCUGUCACAAGCCGUAAGCCAAGAACAAUCUGAAGUAAACGAGCUACGCGCGACAUUAUUGCAACUACUGCUAAAGACGCAGCGGUUGCACACAGAAGGUUCAGACCAUGUAGGAGUGGAAUUAGUGGAACUAUGCCUUAACAUUUUGAGGGAUGAUAAUGUGGCAUGCGCUGACAUGCUGCCCGUGCUGCUAUUGCGUUCCCUUUCUGAAUGGUGGGGGCCGGGUAGUGGUGCGGUGGCUCAACUUUUCGCAGAACGACUGUCUCUCUACACACUCGACCGUAUAAUUGAACUUAGCAAGUUGUCGCUGGCCACUGUGACCCCAAGUUAUGCCAUCAGACCCUCAAAUCGCCUUCUCUUCCAUCUUCUUUCCAGUAUUGCCACUCACAUGAAGAAAGAUGUCUUGGAUAUUAUACUUGAUGCAAUGAAUGAUUCAAGUAUCUCUCGAGUUCUGGGGGUGAUAAAUGAAUGUGUUGUUCUUUCUGAUGAUGCUACCAUCUCCUCGAAAGUGUGGUUAGCUCGCGGCUCCCUUGUCCCGGAGAGAAUUUUUGCCCUGGACUUGGAAAACUUGACGGAGUGUACUAUGAAUGUGGUACUUCACUUCAUCAGCUUGAAUGCUCAGGUUGCAAUGGAAAAAUAUGAGGACACUAUCGAUUUCUUUUGUUCAUUAAUUGAACGCGUCCCAAUGAAAAGUGUUGACGUAGUCCAAAUCUAUAUAAGCGUUAUUGUAAAGACUAUAGGAACAAAGGAAGAACAGAAAGAUGCGCAAACGCAGUUGUUCGUCGCCCUCGAUCGUUGGAUAAGCAAUUUAAAGCUUAAUGAAGUAACAGACAGCUUGGAGAAAGGGCAGUUUCUGUCGCAGCAUUGGAUGCUAGUGAGGGGCUUACGAAAAAUGCUGGAUGCUUUUGACGUGUGGAAUGUAGGGGGACAGAAUCUCAUGGGUGCUAUGGGGGGUGUUAGGUGCUGGUUCACCGCAGCGUUUGCACUGAGAGUGGAACAUGGUGAUUUCUUCGCGCAAUCGGCUUAUCUUCGAGAUGUUGUGUAUGUGGCCUUUCUAGCUCUGUCUUUGAAAGAGAGAGAAGAUAUAUUCAACGAUGACUCCGAUUCCUGGCAGUGGUUGAUGUCUCGUCUGCAGAAUAAAAUCGCGAAAUAUCUUUCACCAAAUGAACGGGUGUUCCUGUUUGUAAACGAACAUGGAGCUAAUAGAAGUCUCCUGACUUUCCUCGAUCAAAUAUGGCCAGUUUUUGAAACAGUAAGCACUUUGGAAGAUCAAAUUUCUUUGGUAGCAGAAGUUUUAGAAGAGGAAUCCCAGAUUAUCAAAGAGGAGAAUUGGGAUGAGGGUAGUGUUGCAGUAGAAUGGGCAACGAAGAUGGUACAUUCCAUCGGCACCCCACUGCAUCAUCGGUUGCGGCUUUUCACUUCGCUACCACCACAUACUAUGCAGCAAUGUGCAACCGCUCUGGUGGCGGAGACCUGUGCAGGUGUACGGCUCGGCGAAUUGGAUUCGCGCGGUUCAGCUGUACUCCGAGCUUUGUUAGUCGCUGUAGAGCGAUCUCGUAGACCCACCACUGCACUUCUGGAUAUUAUCGCUUUGAUAGCAGAUGAUGAUAGCUCUCCGGAGUGGUGUGGCAACGCAAUGGAGAGGAGUACACGAGCCAUAGCAUUGAGGUUUGAGGAGAUAGGGGCGAGUCGUAUACGCGAAUUGAUUGGACUUGCGUACGAACGGUCGUGGGAGGCGCGUACGCUGGGCAUUUGUCAUCGCUUGUUGAUGCCUCUUCUUCGAAGUUCAAGUCCAGCACUAUGCGAGGAGUUGUACUCCAGCUGGUUGGAAAAGCUGUUGAGCGUGCUUCGUCACCGACCACGUGCCCUAACACCUAACAGAGUCAUUAGCCGCUGCCUGCUGGAUUACGUGCGUGCUCUAACUCUCCUCACUCUUGUCUUUGAUAAGCUGCCUCGUGGGAAUAUAGAGCGUUCUAACUCUGUACUGUACAGUGCGCUUGCGCAACCACCACCCUUCCACUUGGUGCGUGAAGUCUGCAAGUAUUGCGUGGCGCUACGCAAAGAUAUGGUAGCCCCGUCAGAUAGCGAUGAUAAGAUGCAGGAGCUAUAUAGAAUGUUCCAAUGCGCCAACUUCAACUGCCUCUGCGCAGCUCUGCGUUGCCGUGCCGGUGUCUCCUCCCUUUUCAACGUGGUGCUAGAUGUGAGUGUGUGGGAACACCUCGUGGAUAAACAGGAUUUAAAGUUACCGCUUAAACCGACUCGCCGCGUUAUUCGUCGCCCUGAUAAAAGUCCCGACAUGGAAAGUACUCCGUCGACAUCCUCUACGCUAAAUACGGUGAAGUCACGCAUUUUCCUCACCACUCUUACUGACAACCCGCUGAUGUACGACUUGCAUGAGGAAGAACAUGAGACAGAAUCGGAUCUAGAAAAAUGGAGCGAGUCACCCAGCGACACUGGCGCCAUUUACUCGCACGACUGCUCAUCGCCGUUGACUGCGCUCGUGUUGCAUAUCCUGUCACGUGAUCUGCCAUCAGAGAUUUAUUUGCGUCCGUUGGGCGACGUCCUCACGGGCAGUUACCAUCAAAACUUGAAGUGGUUGGUGGCGCAAGUGGUGUGUAAUAUUGGUGACCAGCUAGCACCAUUGAGGAACGCGCUGUUCGCCUCCGUCUUGGACACUUUGGAAGAUGGUUUAUUAAACCAAAUGCAUUUGCAUAUUAUCGACACAGUACUCGGCUGGGACGACGCGCAUGCGCAGUCUAGUGCAAUAGACGUUGAGCAGCUAAAAUGCUUGGCGACUGCUUUAAUACACACCGCCGUUGAACUAGGAACUCUUACUCCUAACUACCUACUUGAAGUCAUGGAGAGACUCCUUCACAAGCAUUUACAGAAUGUCACGCUACAAGAUACAUGCUUCCGGAAAUAUUUCGAGGACACCAGCUGGAAACGAUUAAGAUGCGUAACUGUGAUAAAACGCGUGAGCCGUUGUGGUGUACGAGUCGAAAGGCUAGCUGCAGCGCUGGUCCACUUGAUAAACAACAAAGAACAACACCAAACAACAAACAACACAGAACGCCAAAGAAGCAACAGCAACAGCGACGUCCGUGCACUCCGUGACGUAGCUCAGUCCCUUGGUGCCGCGUUGGCAGUGGAACUGGGGCCUGAGGCGAAACGUCUGAGGGUCAGGGUCACUCAGGAGCUGCGACGACUGGACGCUGGUGGUUAUCUCACUCUCCUUUCUUCUGCUGCACAGCUGUAUCCAUCUAUUGUGGACGAAGCACAAGUACGGAAUGUAAUAAACAUGUUGACGAAAAUAGUCGGUAGAGAGAAAAGAAAGUGCACGCAAAUUAUUUUCGCAUUCGUGAAACGUACUAACGAAAAGUACGGUGAGCAUGUUGACAAACAAAUCCGCGAACAAAUAGCGGACAUGUUCGAUCUGGUUCUGGAAGUACUUCCCUUCGAAACAGAUGCUUUGAGUAUUGAUUUAGUAAGUCGAAUGCGAGACAUGUCAAAAUCCGAUGACUGUGCAGAGCCUCCAGCGAAGAAACGAGCAACAGAAUACAUUCAGGAGUCACUGGUUUUAUCAGCUUGGAACAGCACCGAUGUGGACCAGAGUUUGAUGCGUGUGCUGCGUCGUGCUAGCGCAGCUCUUACUAAUUCAAAUCCAAAAGUUUCUUCGUGCGCCUUUCAAACUCUUGCUAAUAUGCUAUCUACAUUGAACAGCUUCACAAGGUUAUCUGAAAGCAUCGCAUUGGCAUCAGGCCUGGGCCAGCCGAAUCAUGCACGUGGCUCCUGGGUGGCGUUGCAGCUGUUCCUGACGCAAGUUGUGGAAGCACGCGACAAGUGUGAGCAAUCUGCGUUACAAGCGAUGUUGAAUAUGGCACAGGGCUCCGAGGCAUUAUCGGGUGCGCUCUUUUGCGCUAUAGGCGCGUCUAUGCUAGGACAGGGGCUGCAGCAACAUCUCGUCCGGGAUGUCGCCAAAAACGUGAUGCUAGAUACGCGAGCAGCUCCAGCCAUGCUGCAGCUAUUACACACACUUGUCUUGGGGACUGUGGAUGAUGAUGUACUGGAAUGCGUAGAGCGCGUCUGGACACCUCGAGAUGCGAUUUUACGUGAUCUGCGCUUGCGCAUGCGACUGUCAAAGAACACGCAUUUCACACUCGGUAAUACAAUAAUUUCGGAAAUAAACACUACCUUUCAACCGUCAGAUAUAAACGAGUUCUCUAUUCAAGAAAUGAGCGCAUGCUUCGGUUGGCUGAGCGAUUGGGAGCAUUGGGGAGAGUGGGGUAAAUGGGAUCAUGAUAAUAGAGAGCAUGUAAAACUGCCUUCGUUGUGGACUAGCCUGGAUCGAUUCAAGCAGGAAAUAGAGCAAUAUAAGGGUGACUGCAAGUGGUUACGUGAGAUGUGGGCGGCGUGUGACCAAGAUAGUGGCAGUAGUGGUCUGCAUCUUUUAUUGCUCGAAGUGGAUCUCUGGCCUUCAGACGCCUUUGCACUAUCGGCUAUUUCAGAGAUCCACGAAUGGCGGAAGAAUCAAGAGGACCUGGGAACAGCAACUAUAUAUCCGGAUAGAUAUUGCCUAGCUGAGUGGGCAGCUCGACUUAUGCUAAGAUCGGUCCGUCUAGAGUCAUCGGAAGAUUGCAAUUCCCAGGAGAAGAAGUCUCUUCGAAACGAUAUAGUGGCGUGGUGCUCUCGGGCCAACGGAACAGGCCAGGGGGGCGGUAGACCGACGUCGCUGAGGGUUGCUUUACACCAGGAAGUCUUGCAAUGUUGCAAACUGUUGCCAGAAGUGUAUGAGAGUGAGACUCUACGCUGGAUAGAGCAGAAGGUCACAGCACAACGCGGUCUCGCCUUAAUACAAACUGAUGUACAACAACUCAACUCUACACUUGAGUUUGCAGAAAGAUGUUGGCGAGAGUUCGAAGCCAUCAGCCCGCCUGAAGAUGCGUUACGAGUAGCCCAUCUCGUGCUGCAGCUGCGUGGAGAUACACACUGUAUAAACAAUGAAAGCGUAGAAGAGGUAAUACAGAAGGUGAAGCAGUAUCAUCGUACCAUAAAGAACGAGGGAGAAGAGAAGAAAGAAGGAGUGAAUCUCUGCUCGUUGCUUUUGACUGCUGGCCGCACAUUUAGACUACAUAUUCACUAA